This is a messenger RNA of Magallana angulata, 2657 nucleotides long. Its product is annotated as cytochrome P450 1A5-like. The transcript has a single exon. NCBI's taxonomy places the organism in Eukaryota, Metazoa, Mollusca, Bivalvia, Ostreida, Ostreidae. The coding region runs from base 519 to 2021 and encodes 500 amino acids. Gene Ontology annotation, molecular function: iron ion binding; oxidoreductase activity, acting on paired donors, with incorporation or reduction of molecular oxygen, reduced flavin or flavoprotein as one donor, and incorporation of one atom of oxygen; heme binding. The record is from RefSeq and is a predicted model, not a curated record.
UUGUACCACGCUUACCAAACCAAACCAUCAGACGGAUAUUUUUUCAAACAAAUGAGUUUUCUGUGGGUUUCAUAUUCUUUCGAUCUCUAUAGUUGCGCAAUCAAGACCAGUAAAAAGCAAUCAUCCUUCUAUCUACCUUGCCUUGGUCAGCACUGGUUCGAAAUAAAUUCUACUUACCCCUGCGGACUGGCAGAUGCCUAAACAAACGAUGAUGAAUUGAAGGAAAACGGAUAAAUAUUUAACAUUGCUGCCCUUGGUCCAGUGCGCGGAUGAUAAGGGUCCGCCUUGGCUGUCAAUCAAACCGGGUGAAACUUGGCUGUGUGUUUAUAGAAGGAGCAUUUUGACACAGUGGGUUCAUUCAUCUGUUCCUUAGCUGCCCUAGCGGUCGCUCUCUCCCGACACGAAUUAUAAUCGCCGGUGGCCACUGGUCAACAAAAUAAGUUGCGCAACUGUCAGGUGGGUGUGCGGCCUUGAUCACGUCUGUCUGAGUCUGGGAGCGAGGUUUGUCCACCAGCAAAAUGUUGCAAGUAUCUUCGGUGCUUCCAAUUCCUCUGUCGGUUAUUUUGAUAGGCGCUGUCGUUAUCUGUGCUUUCAUUCUUUUGUUUCAAAACCGUGAAAAAGCAACAACGGCUCCUGGACCAUUUGCGUGGCCAUUGUUCGGAAAUUUGCUCAGUCUUGGAAAGAAACCACACGAGUAUUUGACAUCCCUGCGAUCGGUAUAUGGGGAUGUAUUCCAAAUCAAAAUGGGAAGCCAUACCACGGUGGUCAUCAACGGAAUUCAAGCUCUGAAACAUGUAUGCGUCAAACAAUCGGAAGAAUUUGCGGGGAGACCAAAUUUCUAUUCGUUCAAUUAUAUUGCAAACGGCAAAAGCAUGGGUUUUAGUGACUAUGGACCGAGAUGGCAACUUCAUCGGCGCAUAGCCCAAAAUGUAAUAGCACAAUUUACCAACAAACGUCAUAAUCCCAUUGAAGAGGCUAUUAUUCAAGAGGCCGAGUUUUUGACCACUAAUUUUCUGGCUACCCCCGGGAAACCCGUCGAUCCUCACAAUGAGAUCUAUCUCUCCGUUGGGAACAUUAUAUGUGCUUUGUGCUUUGGAAAAAGAUACAAAAGAGACGACCCCGAUUUCAUGCAACUCGUGAAAAAUAACGACGAGUUUAUGGCCUUUGCCGGUGCCGGGAACCCGGUGGACAUCAUGCCGUGGAUGCGACACUUUACAAAACGGUCCUUCAACAAGUUCGUGAGUAUACUAGAAACCAUGAAUAAAUUCAGUCUAAAGAAGCGUCAAGAACACAUGGAUACAUUCAACAAAAUGAACAUCCGGGACGUUACGGACGCACUGAUUCAAAUGACGGACGAUAUUAGCGAGGAAGAGAAGCUCUCCGUAGGACUCACUGAUGAACACAUUCUGAUCACCGUGCAGGAGUUGAUUGGAGCUGGGUUCGACACCAUUUCAGGCACUUUACAGUGGACUGUACUGUUUAUGUCAACGAAUCCAGAGUACCAGGAAAAGGUACACGCCGAAAUCCGAGAAGUGAUCGGGAUGGACCGAUUUCCAACCAUGGACGAUUACCCCCUGUUGCCGUUUACAGAAGCGUGCAUCAUUGAAACAAUGCGACAUUCGUGUAUAUUUCCCUUUGCCCUACCGCACAGCACCACAAAAGACACUCACGUAAACGGUAUAUACAUUAAGGCCAAGACUUUGGUCUUCUUGAAUCUUUGGUCUGUUAAUUACGAUGAAGAAAACUUCCCUGAGCCGAAAGUUUUUAAUCCGUACCGGUUUUUGGAUUCUGACGGCAAUGUGAACCGGUCCGCCGUCGAUCUGUUCCGGCCGUACGGAGCAGGAAAGCGGCGUUGUCCGGGAGAACAGCUCGCUCGAAUGGAACUCUUCCUGUUUUUCUGCACCAUUAUGCAGAAGUGCAAGUUUGACGUCAUUGAAGAAGAACCCCCUGUUGUAGACAGUAAAUAUGGACUGACGCUAAAACCUAAGGAUUUCAAGGUGUACGUUUCAGCAAGAAAGUAAACGGAAUUUCGCUGCUGCACAUUAAAGAACAAACAAUUUUUUGAUGCGGGGGUUGGGGUCUCUCCUUUCUUUUUUCUUGUUUAAAUUGAUUUGUUUUAAUUACUCAUAAUUCACAAUUAGUGAGAAAAAAGAGCUCUAAUGUAUAAAAUAGAACUAAAUAAAAUUAUAGGAAUAAAAAUUAACUAAAAGUUAUAAUUUGUCAGGGUAUAGUUUUAAAUUAUCUUUUUUAAAUGUACAUGUAGUGGGCGUGUCAAAGUGUAGCAUUCUAUGCUUGACAAAACAUGGAGUUUUAUAACUGCAUUUCGUGCAUGGCUGAACACGUGACGUUCAUGAACAGAUGAUUUAUUUAAAAAGCUGUCAAAAAAAACAUUCUGUUCUCUUUUGUCUAGAGUUACGGAACCUUUAAUUACAGUGGCUCUGUCAGAUUAUAUUUGUUGAAAGUCUAUCAACCUGUUUCCCGCAGAGCUACAGUUCUACAACUAUCAGUCAUAUACUACAUGUAUGUAAAAGGGCUAGCAGAUAUGUGUAUUCUAUGUAGUGUGUCUUUUUUAGGAAUUUAUCGUUUAUUGUUUCUACUGUUGUGUUUAAUAUUACAAGUACACAUGUUGUAUCUUCAUGCCAAUAUAAAUAUGAAUU